Messenger RNA from Galendromus occidentalis (western predatory mite), 894 nucleotides. RefSeq names its product PBX homeobox extradenticle. Gene Ontology annotation, molecular function: DNA binding; DNA-binding transcription factor activity, RNA polymerase II-specific. Gene Ontology annotation, cellular component: nucleus. Lineage: Eukaryota; Metazoa; Arthropoda; Arachnida; Mesostigmata; Phytoseiidae. The record is from RefSeq and is a predicted model, not a curated record. Gene Ontology annotation, biological process: regulation of DNA-templated transcription. The coding region runs from base 46 to 894 and encodes 282 amino acids. The transcript is spliced from 6 exons.
AGUCUCCGAAAUACCCAAGAAGAAGAACCACCAGACCCGCAGCUGAUGCGGUUAGACAACAUGUUAAUCGCUGAAGGUGUUGCGGGUCCCGAGAAAGGAGGAGGAGCCGGUGCGGCUGCGAAUGCGUCAGCAGCAGCGGCAGGUGGCGAAAACGCCAUCGAGCACUCGGACUACCGGAAUAAAUUGGCCCAAAUCAGACAAAUCUACCAUCAAGAACUAGAAAAAUAUGAACAGGCGUGCAAUGAGUUCACCACCCACGUGACGAAUCUCCUACGGGAGCAGAGUCGAACGCGCCCAAUAACUCAAAAGGAAAUCGAAAGGAUGGUUCAGAUAAUCCACAAGAAAUUCAACUCCAUCCAAGUCCAACUCAAGCAGAGUACCUGCGAGGCCGUCAUGAUCCUACGGUCGAGGUUCCUUGACGCAAGGAGAAAACGUCGUAAUUUCAGCAAGCAGGCGACAGAGAUCCUAAAUGAAUAUUUCUACUCGCACCUUAGCAACCCAUACCCAAGUGAAGAGGCCAAGGAAGAGCUUGCCAGGAAAUGCGGAAUUACCGUCUCUCAGGUGUCUAACUGGUUUGGUAACAAGAGAAUACGAUACAAGAAGAACAUAGGAAAAGCUCAAGAGGAGGCUAACCUGUAUGCGGCAAAGAAGGCGGCUGGAGCGUCGGCGUACGGUGGCCAGCAAGGGCAGAUGAUAAGUCCACCCCCGCCAGAUGCUAUGUAUGCAAUGGGCAUGAACGGCGCCACUGGAAAUGGAGAUUAUUCAACAUCAAUGGCCGCAGCCAAUGCAGUGCAAUCACAGAACGAACCUGAACUGAUGAUGAGAUUGAAGAAGAACAAGAAGAAGAAAAUCUUCAACUGGCCACCACCUACCGACUACAACGGUCGGAAUUGA